AUGUCCAUGAUGCCGUGCCGUGUGUUGUGUUUGUUUAUACUAUUGCUCUGCUGUGUGGGUGUGGCUCAUGCUGAUGAUGCACAUGUGGACGAUAUGAAGCAAAUUACUGAGUUGGCAAAAGAAGCACAAAGAUUGGAUGUGGAGGCUAAUAAUUUAGCUAAUGAGACUCUAAAAGCAGUACAGAAUUGCACGGCGGCCGAAAAUUCUGUAGAUGAAGCUAUUGGAGAAGCGGAAACGUCUGCCCGUGAAAUUUUAGAGUUAAUCAAAAGCGAUAGGGGCAAUGCAGAAGAAAUGGAGAAGAAGAAGGCAGAGGGACUUCGAAUCGUCAAGAAAACAAAGGAGGUCGUAGCCACGUCAAGGGAGGUCAUCAAGAAAACAAAAGAAAUAAAAGAGAACACUGUUGUAAAGGGCUAUGCUGCUCUUCAGGCAUCAGAAAAAUUCUACAAGCUAUAUGAUGAACUGAAAAAAAGGUACAGCCAACCAAAUGAAAAUGAUAGAACCAAAUUGGACGAAUUAAAAAAGAUAGAGGCUGAAUAUCCAAUGUACACUAACAAAGAAAUGAAAAGUGCUGGACAACAUGCCAUUGACGUUUCUCAUGAUGCAAUCGGUGAGACACUUUCACUUCAACUUGCCCUGACUACGGCAGAAAAUGCUGCCAACCAACUAGAGAAUGCUAUUCAACAUCUGGAGGCUGCAGUGACUACUGCGGAAACAGAGAAACUGCAAACAGGUCAGCAUGGCAGGAACCAGGUGGAGUCGCAGGCACAACCACAAAUGCAGGAGACUACGGUUGCAAACCCACACCCCAAUGGGGUAGACGAGGCUGGGGGAGAACAAGACAACAGAGAAUCAUCCGGCACAGCCCAAACGAAUGGAAAUCAAAACGUUAAUGGAGAAGAAAAUAUGUCUGAGAAGGACCAAGAAAAUGAAAGGAAAGCACAAACACUGAAUACAACAGCUAUGCAGAAUCCACAACAACCCAGUGGAGGCAGUGAAACUAUGGGUGAACAUCACACCCAGAAGAAGGAUAACACAGAGGACAAGAGGAAAAAAAGGAAUGUAAAAGAGACGCCAUCACCUCCUCCU
Molecule: messenger RNA, 1086 nt
Organism: Trypanosoma theileri
Lineage: Eukaryota; Euglenozoa; Kinetoplastea; Trypanosomatida; Trypanosomatidae
Exons: 1
Source: RefSeq, a predicted model, not a curated record